UGGCAACGCAACAUUGUUGUGAAAAUGAAAGUAGCGAAAUUACGUCUGCACUCAAAUUGAUGGAAUAAAUACUGAAAUAAAAACUUAUAUUAUUAAACCUCUCGUAUGGAUGUGGAAUGACUAUGUUAAAGAAUUAUCACGCUGAUUUCAAAGUGAAUCUAUACUUGAAAUUAGCCUUUAUUAAAAUGUUAUUUCCAUGUUUCGUAUUACUGAAAUGUGUCUUACCGGCUAUGAAGUUUUCAAGAGUAACUGGCUUUAAAACCAAUUAGUGUUAAGGAAAAUAAAAAAAUUAGUAUCUUCUAUAGAAACAGCAUGUCAUAUUUAAUGAUCAUAAACAAUUUCUAAACUGGCAUGUUACAAACUGCCUGUGUAACAUGAGUUUAGUAUUCAAUGGAUGGCGAAGACAACACAGUUGACUCUUUGCUGAAAAUUGAUAAAAACGCUUGGGAAGAAACGACCGCAAAAGUAAUCCAGAACAUCGAAGAGCGCUGCUCCAAAAAGGAAUAUGAAGGAUCUGCAACAAAAUUUGGUGCUCAGACUGAGUUUUUACGACCUUGGGUUGCUCAUAAGUCAGUUAAAAAGACCCAUAUUAAAUCGGAUGCUAUUCCAAUUAAAAACAAAUUGGAUCCAGACGAUUACAGAGGCUCUAAAUCUCGUAAGAGCAGCGCCAUCUCGAGUGAAUCUCACGGGGGCCGAUCUGACUCGCUUGAGGAUCAUUUAGAAGAUAUAAAGUACAUUGAUGAUAGUGCCAAAAGUUCGUUGUCCACAAGCUUGGAAACACACAUCCCCGUGUUGCCCCAACCAUCUUCCAUUCAUCGUCCUCCAUCACCUAACCAACAGGUUGAAAGGCCACGUGCCUCUGUGCUUGAAGAACGAUACUGUCAAGCAUUCAUUAGUUCUAAAAAUGAGCAAAUAGCUGACAGUUGUAGACGGCAUUAUACUUCUCCUCGCCUUCCUCCUAAUCAUCAUCUGUACACACCUAAAUUCAGACAUGAACCCAGACUUGUUGUUAGUCCUUUGCCUGCUGAGAAAACAAAAUCUGAAAAAGAUCACUCUGAAGCUGACUAUUUUUCACGUAAUUCAAUCGGAGAUUCUGAACACCAAGUCACUCAAAAUUUUUUCAUUGAAAAAGAUUUUAGAUAUUACUUUCAACAUCCUUACUCACGCCUUUUUGUAUCAUACUUUGUAAUUUUUUGUAAUUUUCUGGUGUUUGCCGAAGAUCCAGUUUCUCAUAGUCAUACUGAAAGUGAAAUUCCAGUAGUUGGGAAUGUGUUCUCUUUUGUCGCUACUAAAUACCCUCCACAAUGGACAUGGCGUACACUAAAAGUGGUUCUUUGGCUGAUAGCCAUAAUUAUUGGAUGUAUUUUUGGGAAAUACUUUAUUCAUCAUGUAGUUUUAAAUAGAUUUUUUCGUCUCAAAAUGUUUCGUGAUGAACAAGGAACAUGGAUGAUUAUGUUUCUCACAUCAUUAAUGUUUAUCUUCAUGUUUUCCAAAGUCUAUAAUUGGUUUAUCCUAGCAAGUCAUCCUCAAAGUUACAGAUUUUAUAUCAAUUCUCACAUGGGAAUAACAAAUGCAACUUUUAUGAAAGCGGCUGCUUGUGGAACCUGGAUUGGAGAUUUUGUUACUGCAUGGAUGGUUACUGAUAUGAUGCUCCAAGAUAACUUGUAUCCGUUUUGGGCAAGGCCUUACAGAGAAUUUUGGCGUUCUCACGGACGCAUUCGAAUUGUGAUAUUUUGGACUGGAUCAAUUGUAAUGACUACUUUAGUUGUUACCCUGAUUGUAAGUGACCUCAUUAGCUGGGAUAACUUAAAUAGAGAUUUUGUUGCUACUACUGAACUUUCCAGAGCUUUCUUAGCCUCAUUUAUACUAGUGAUGGAUUUACUUAUAGUGAUGCAAGAUUGGGAUUUUCCUCAUUUUGUGUGCGAUUUAGAUGUUAAGCUUCCUGGUAUGCAUGCUGCUUCAUUUAAGUUUGAUUUAUUUCAAAAGUAUGUGAAUCUUCCAGAUGUCAGUAUACAUGUUACUGGAAAAUGGUUCAAUUACAGUAUAAUAGUUUUUGUGAUGAUUCUGGAUUUAAACAUGUGGAAAAACCAAAUAUUUUACAUUCCGGUUGAAUAUGGACAGUAUACAGGGCCAAACCAGAAAGUUUUUUCAAUUCAAGAUGCAGUUCUUUUAACAGCAAAAAAUUCCUCACUAUGGACUUAUGAAAUACGGAGCACUCAGAUAGAUCCAAUGACGAAUAGAACACUUCUAGAAGGGGAUAUAAACAUGAACUCAAGAUAUUUAGGUUACCCUCUGUCAGUUAAGGGAAUGGCAUUUAUGCCAUCUUUGAUAGGAUUUGCCAUGUUUGGAAUUCUCACCUAUCUGUACGGACGUUUCCCACCUCCAACAGAAAUGGUUUACGGACGCCACCGUAAGCGAAAGAGGGAAGUUCCGCGCAGCAGCUGGAGGAGAGAGAGAGGAAACCGAUGCACGCACUAUCUCAUUCAUAACAAGGAGAAAUACCCGGAGGAGAAGAAAAAAGGUAGUAAUCAAUUGGCUGAAUUGAUUGUUGCUUGGGAAGAAAAUGUAGGUACUACAAAGCAAUGUGAAAAACCGUUAUGACAUACAUAAUUUACUUUUAUCACUCUUUUUAUUGCUAGCUUUAUAGGAAGCCGCAGAAUUGCAAUGGCUCUUUUUCUGGUUUUCUAUACCUGGUGUGCUACUGUUUUGUUUUUUUUUAUGUUUGACAUUAUGCAACUGCUUAAGUAAAAUUAAAAGUUAUAGAUUUUUAAUGAUGUAUACAAUAUAAACUAAAAAAUGAAACAGCUAAAUAAUUUUAAAUCUAAUGAUCAGAUAUUUUUUACUAACUUAAAUUAUUAAUUUUUGAGAGGGUCAACUUAAUAUACUAGUUAAUUAGAGUAAAUGAUAUUUCAAGUUACAAAAUUGUCACAAAAGCAUACUUUGUGUGCAUAAACGUAAUACAAAUGAAUAAACUGCAGUCCAAUGAAUUCAGAAUCUAUAAAUGAUCAAUAUAUGGGCUAGGGGUGGUUGCAAUCUAGAAAGUAAAGUUACAAUAAAUUUGUCUAUAGCAGCGGUUCCUGAUUUUUUCCAGCUACGGAACCCUAAAUGAUUAACCUUUUGUCAACAGAACCCCAAAUUAUUAGAUAAAUAAUAUAAUAGAUAGAGUAAUUAAUAAAUAAGUUCAAUACCAAUUCUAUAUCUAUUCCAAAGAAACACUACCAAUCAUUUUGAAAAUAUUAAUGUUAAUUUUGUCAUCGUUUUAUCAAUAAUAAUCUUAAAAAUAGAUUUCAUGUUAGACAGUUGAAUUAACAAAUCUGAAGCAAUCUUUGUCCACCUCUAAAUUUGUUCUUAGUGUUUGAAUAAGCUGAAAAUGAAAGAAAAAAAGCUGAAUUAUGGUUUUUGUUGAAAUGGAAAUUGAUUAUGAAUAUUGAAUAAACUGUCAUAAAUGUUGAGAAUGGUAAUCAAAAAAAAUACAUUUUUUACUGUUGAAAUUUGUUAUUUUCUUUGAAUUGAAAAAUUGGAUGGGAAAUAUUGAUGCAAAUCUUUUAUAAAUUCUAAUCUUUUUCAUAAUUUAUUCAAUAUAAUGUUAUUAAAAAAAAAAAUUUUAUUUUUUUGCUGACAUUUUGCUUAAAUAAUAUCAUAAAAAUUACCAAAAUAUUAAAUGAGUAAUGGAUUGUUUUGAUUGGGUAUAAAUAUAAUAAGAGGUUUAGAAAAUAUUAAUUGAAAUUUAUUUUUUUUUUGAGAAAAAUUUUUAACUCUGAGAUUCCCUGUGACUCUUGCAUGGAACCCUAGGAGUUCGCGGAACACCUUUUGAGAAUCGCUGCUUUAGAGAUCCAUUUGAAAAUUCACUUCAAUAUUCAAAAAUUUUGAAAAUUAAUAAUUAAAACAUUCUUUUUUUCUUCUUUUUACACAUACAUUAUUUUUAAUAAUAAUUUUAUUUCUUUUAGUAUCCAAAUUAGAAAAUGUGGAAAACUAUUAUUUAGUUUUAUAAAAACAUGUUUCUAAACAAAUAUUUUCAAUAAUAAAUUUUAAAUCUUAUCACAAAUAAAGUAAUUGAUCUUAGCAAUUACAUUUAAACAUUAAAAGGAGAAUAUAUAUUGUUUGUUAAACAUCAGGGAAAAGACAACAGAAAAAAGUCGGGGAAUUUUAUCAUGCUGGAAAAAUCGGGAAAAUAUCAAGAAAUUUAAUUUUAAAAAACCUGAAAAAUGAGGGAAAAGUUUUUAAGUUGCAUAAAAGUCCAAUAUUUUUUCCGAAAAAAUUAGUCUUGCAAUAUAUAUUUUUUAAAUUUUUUGAUUCUAAUAGCAAGUAUAAGUUUAUUUUUUUAAAAUUAAUUUUAUGUAUAAGAAUAAGGCAUAACUGAAAAAUUAGUAAUAAAAUUUAUGCUUCCAAUUACAAAAGUUGCUGAAAUUUGAUAAAAUCAAUCUGUAAAAGUCAAGGAAUUUUUAUCUUGAGUGUUUGUGCCACCCUGGUCUAUGGAUGGGGAUUAAAACUGCUAGUUUAUCAAAUUAACAUAUGUUAUUUUACCUAAUUCUUUCAUUGUCAACUAUUUUUAUUGUCCCAGUUAAUAUCAUAUUGGAUUUUCCAUUCAAAAAUUUUGCUAUAUCUUUUGAAUGAAACUCUUUACCAACUCUGAAAAUAAUAAGUAGCACAUCAUGUAUAAUUUUUGAAAACCAUGAUAUUUAGUGUCGAUAAAAUCAUAAAAAACUGAAUUGUAUGUUUGUGAAAUUAUCAUAGUUUAAAACAAUGUUAUCACAUUGAGCCUAGCGUCAGAAAAAGUGAUAUGAAUAUAUAAAUAUAUAUAUAUGAGGUAUUUUGUCUGCAGAAUUGUGGUUUACUUUUUUAUGUGUCCUUCUGUUGUCUGUAUGUGUUGUGACUCUUGCAUUUCUAUAAUAAAGUAUUUUCAUAGGA
Parasteatoda tepidariorum (common house spider) is the source of this 4908-nucleotide messenger RNA. Its product is annotated as transmembrane protein 117. NCBI's taxonomy places the organism in Eukaryota, Metazoa, Arthropoda, Arachnida, Araneae, Theridiidae. The record is from RefSeq and is a predicted model, not a curated record. Gene Ontology annotation, biological process: intrinsic apoptotic signaling pathway in response to endoplasmic reticulum stress.